AUGAUCGCGAUUAGUGCGAACACUCAUCAGAUAACGAUAGUCGCAUUCGCGCUCGCUUCCGAUAGCGAAUUGGAAGCCCCAGACCACGGUACCAACCCUGGUUUCCCAUACAGCAGAAGAGAGGACAGUAUCUUUACCCUUCAAGCGACAAACAAUGUUCCCGCAGUAUCAUUCUACGGUGACUCCGGUCGCUGGCUUCUGAGCAGCUGCAUUGAUGGCAAGACAUCGAUGUGGGAUUUGUAUACCAAGAAAGAGGUGGCUACAUUCCAGUUAGGCUGGUGCGCCAGCGCAAGCGAUCUCUCGAAGCCGCCUCGUUACAUAUCUCACAGAUUCCUGUGCGACUGUCCGGGCGCGCAAAAUGUUCUCCACGGGGCAUGGGGUACUAUAGCGCUGGACACGCGAUCCGCAUACGAGUUACCGUUAGACGAAGGCAUGACUGCGAGUUCGACAUGUAGCUCGAGGGACUUCCUAGAUAUCUCCGACCAGAAGACACGGUUCAAAGUUUCCGAAACCACCUCUCAUCAAUACCAUCCCGACACAGACGACGAAGAGGACAGUACAGAUGACGAAGAAAUCGAAGUAGUCAGUGAAGCGAACGAGACAGACAACGACGAAGAAGAUAUUGAUCCGAAUCACCAGCUUCUCGGAAUGACCUUUGAGGAGUUGGCUCAAUCUUUUGGUAUAAGUGAGACGCUGUUGUCUUCCAUUCGACCCGGAACAUUGCGCAGCCCUAACAGAGCGCCGUAUCGCCUGAUUGAUGACCUGAGGCCUAUCGCAGAACAUAUGGGUGGCCCGUUCUUAAUCUUCACCAAAGAGGACAUAUUCCUCAUCCAAGGCCUUUCCGCAACAUCACUCAAUGUGCCUCUCGAUCCCAUCGUCGCGAUAAGACGACCGCUACAUCCAGGCCGAUGGGUAGACUCCCUCAUGUCUUGCGACCGACACUGCUUCUUCUCCCAGAUACCCGAGCUGGGCAUCUUCAUAGUCGGAUCUCCGGCCGGUCGUGUCGGCGUCUUCAGUCUGUACUAUACUAGAGACAAGAACACUGGGGAGCCGCGGCAUGUUUGA
Messenger RNA from Alternaria novae-zelandiae, 1065 nucleotides. RefSeq lists its product as uncharacterized. The transcript has 4 exons. Gene Ontology annotation, molecular function: protein binding. Lineage: Eukaryota; Fungi; Ascomycota; Dothideomycetes; Pleosporales; Pleosporaceae. The record is from RefSeq and is a predicted model, not a curated record. Bases 1 to 1065 code for a protein of 354 amino acids.